UAUUAUUUUUCUUCCUUUUUCUUCUUUUUUAUUUUAUGAAAAAUAUCAAUACUAUGUAAUUUAAUAUUUAGGACUUCUUUCAAACAAUAUUCUUCAAUGUUAUUCGUGAAGAAAUAUUUAAAGCUCAGAUUUUUUAAAAAUCUAUUCAAGUUGUGAUAUACUUGGAUAAUUUGCAAAAUCAAAUCGAAUUUAUCAUUUUCUUAAAUAAUGCACAAUCGAAGAUUUUUUUGUCGAAGACAAUGCCCUAGGUCAGAAGGACAACUGGAACGCCGUGAGAGGGUGGGAGUGCGGAGAAGUAUUAAAUCAUAGCGAGGCCACUUCCGAAGUCAGUUCUACGUUGAACGUCCAGACAAGAAAUUCUUCCUUGAAUUCUUCAAAUAUUUCAUUAAAGUAAGCAGUAAUAAGCUUGUGAUUGUGUUUCUGAAGUGAAUCUUCUUGUGCAUUAAAAAAAGUUAGAAGAAAAUUUUAUUAUCAUUAACAAUAUUGGUUAUGAAGUUAACAGCGUGGAAUUUUGUGUUGUGCAUCCUGGUAACUGUUUUCUUUUUGGCGGUUACCACAUCUGCAUAUCCUGCUAGCAAUCCAGAAAUAAUGUAUAACUUGCAGGCGAUCGAAAAUAUGCGACAGAUUCCGCAAUGGCAUUGUUUGCGCUACAGAAAAUUUGAUCUCGUACGCCGCUGUCGGAAUUACCGUUUAGGAAGAAAACAUUGACAAAUACAAAAUCAUCGCAAUUCAAGAUGGAUGAAUACAAAUAAGUCAUUAUAUUUUAAGUUUCAUCGUCCAACUAUUUUAAAUAUUCUAUUGCAUAUGUUUAAACUUAUAUAACAAUGAA
Molecule: messenger RNA, 829 nt
Organism: Apis mellifera (honey bee)
Lineage: Eukaryota; Metazoa; Arthropoda; Insecta; Hymenoptera; Apidae
Exons: 3
Coding region: 490-708 (72 amino acids)
Source: RefSeq, a predicted model, not a curated record